AUGAUAUCAGAUUCAUUGAUAAAUAUCGAAAAUCUCGUUAUAACUACAUUUGAAAAUGCAUUAAAAAAUGGUGAUAUUAUUUUUCAAGGAUUUCAAAUAACCGAACAGUUCAUUGAUGGAUGUUCAUAUCAAAUCAGAUAUGUUCCUGGUUUAGAAAAAAAACCUGUAAGAGAUGAUGUAGAGAAAAUCGGUAAAGAUUUUCUUUCUCCUCCAUAUGGAAAUCUUCAUGUAUGUGAUAUAUCAAAUUAUGGAUUAAAUCAAACAACAUAUGUUGUUUUAUUGAAUAAAUAUCCUUUAACAAAAAAUCAUUUUCUUCUCUUACCACAUGAUUUUGCAAAACAAUCUGAUGUUUUAUCAUCUGAUGAUUUAACACUAAUUUAUGAAAUUCUUCAGAAUCAUAAAACAACAAAACUGAUUGCAUUUUUUAAUUGUGGUGAAGAAUCAGGUGCAAGUCAAAAACAUAAACAUAUUCAAUUUUAUCCAGUUGAAGACAAUGAACCUCCCAUUGAUACUUAUCUUCAAGAUGAAAAUCAAUAUGAACAAGCGAAUCAACUUAGACAAGUUCCAUGGGCUCAUUUUGUUAUAUCUCUUCUUCAUAUACCUGAACAAUUAGAUCAACUUGGAAAUUAUCUUAUGAAUAAAUUUAUUCAACUUUUAGAUAAAAUGUUUCAUUUUAAACAAGGAAAACAUUUCGAUGGAGCAAAAUCUUCUUAUAAUGUUCUUAUUACAAAGAAAUGUAUUCAUUUAAUACCAAGAUCAAAAGAAAUAUUUUUAUUAUCAAAUCAUUCAAGAAAAUCAGUUGGUGGAACUGAUUAUGCUGGGAUUAUGAAUAUUAAAGAAGAAAAUGAUAUAAAUACAAUUCUAAAUAUUGGUUUUACAAAUAUUCUUCUAGAUGUUGGACGAAAAAAAGAUUAA
Messenger RNA from Adineta steineri, 915 nucleotides. NCBI's taxonomy places the organism in Eukaryota, Metazoa, Rotifera, Eurotatoria, Adinetida, Adinetidae. The record is from the annotation of a GenBank genome assembly.